AUGAUAAGUCUGGAUAACGCUACUUUAUUCAAUAAAUCUUAUUUAAUUCUGCUUUUCUAUGAACAUGUCAUUUCCGCCAGCCAACAGUCCGUAAUUGACACUCGUCUGAAGGCUCGUGUAACAGAUGACCUGCGAUCUGGCCUUAUUGAACGUCUUGAGGAAUUGAUGAAGACCUUUAGAGAAAUGGCUCAGGAACACGGGCGUGUUAAGCUGAUUUUAGACACAGAACGGUCCUCAACAGCAGAAGUAGAGUCGAGGCUGCGCAAUCGACUUUCAGAUCUACAAGCAAUGACAGAUGAUGAGGCUUCAACUCGUGCCAGCAUCAUGAAUUCUCUGCUGUUAGACAUUUCCGAUCUUGAGGAGGCGAACAAAGGAGCCCAGAUCAAGAGAAUGGAAAUGCUCAGUACUGCUGGCGACUUGGAAAAGAAGGCUUCCGUUAAGGAGAAUCAAGUAAAUGGACUUAGAGACAAGAUGAAAGAACUUAAAAGUUUAGUUGAGGAAAAGGAGACUCUUAUCGAGAAGACGAAUGCUGAUUGGAAGCUGGAAAAGGCAGAUGCGACCCAAAACCUAUUGAAGCUGACUGAGUCGUUGGAGUUUGCUCGAAAGGAACAGCUUCAAAUGAUCCAGACAAGAUGUGAAUGUGAUCGGCGAAACGAGAAAUUGACUGCGGAGCUAGUCCAGCUCGAAAAAGAGGUGGUGGCUGCGGGCCAGGCAAACUGUAAAGCCAAGCAAAAAGUGGAGCGACUUGAGUACGCUUCUCUACAGUUGUACAAUCUAUACCCGUUCAUGAUGGGAUAUCCUGUUCAGACGGAUUGCCAUAAAAGUCUACAGAAAGUAGGCUGCUUUAGGGACAAUAUGGUACUUUUAGUAAUAGUGCUAAUAGUGAUAAUAUAG
Molecule: messenger RNA, 894 nt
Organism: Protopolystoma xenopodis
Lineage: Eukaryota; Metazoa; Platyhelminthes; Monogenea; Polystomatidea; Polystomatidae
Source: the annotation of a GenBank genome assembly